AGCAUUCUCUAACGGAUAUUCAAAGCGUAAGUUUUUUUGCAAGUGUGUUUGUGUGAGAAUUCUAAGAAAAUAAAUUAUUUGCCAUAUAAAAAACAUAAGAAACCAUAAACAAAAAUAUAAACAAAACAAAAACGUGAAAAUAAAAUCCAACUCAUUAUUUAAAAAGGAGAACAUUUCUUACAUCUGCUUGGCAUCAUGUUACGCCAAAAUUCCUCAUGCAUCAACUGGCAUUUUUUGUUAGUGGGAUUAUUUUUCAUCAUCAUGCAAUGUGAUGCACGUGCGGUUAAUGUUAGUAACACCUGGACAAUGCCACAGGAGGGUCUUAAUGUAUUUUAUCGUUUCUUUCGUGAUCGAAUAUCAUGGUUUGAAGCUGAUGCUGUUUGUCAAUUCCAUCAUGCCAAUCUGGUGACAGUUGACAACAGUUUUCAAUUUGAUGCAACCAGAGACCUUUUAAGAGAAUUAGAUGUUAACGACAUUGUUUGGAUUGGUCUUAUGAGACCUCAAAGCUCUGAUCGUUUUAUGUGGUCUAGCAAUUCGAGACCUUUAGUAGCAGACACUGGCUAUUGGGCUGAAUCUUUGCCCUUAAUGGAUGCCCCAUUGUGUGCUGUAAUUGAUCCCAUACGUGAUUAUCGUUGGCAUGCUUUACGUUGUGGCGGUCCAGAGACAGCAUCCUUUUUAUGUGAAAUGCCAGUACCCAGCUGGGCAGAUGCUUGUAAUUUAAAGGACAUGCCAAAUUUAACCUUGCAAUAUAUGGCUGAUACAGCCAGUAUUGAAUUAAUACGAAAUUGUCAAGAGGAAGGUUUGUUAAGGACAAUGUGUAGAGGCAAACAGGAUCGAGAAAGAGCUUUACAAGAUUUGAUUUGUCCUAGAGAACGUUUGGAAGCUCAACGCAUUAAUGAUAUUACCAAUUCCCAUUUCAAAUCAUUGCAAAUAAUCAAUUCCAUACCCUCGGAUAAUAAUGAAAAUAAUGAUAUAGAACUUUUGCCCCUGGAGGUGAACUAUGGUCCCCAUUAUCCUGAGGAACUGCAAACCGAAAAGAAUACCGUACAGCGUCUUAUAGAACAAUUUAAUGUGGAUGAGCUAAUGCAGGCUGAUGAACCCUCUAAUAUGGAAACUGUUAGUUCAUUCUAUAAAAUACCCGGUCUUAUACCCAAACCAGUUAAGAAAUCAGCCAAAAAGGUUUUGGAUUAUCCCAAAAAGGAUAACGGCAAACAAAAGGGUGGCGACAUGACAGGAGAACAAACACAGAAGGAUAAGAAGAGAUUGGAAAUGGAGGAUAUGAUGAUGGGUGAUCAGCCUUUACAGGGAGAACCAGAAAUGCCCGAACAAUUUUUAAAUGAAGAAGUAUCAAAUGAAAUAUUGGAACCUUUGCCUCACAUAAAGAAAACCAAUAUACACAAAGAAGAUGGUUUGGAGAAAAUGGAAAAAGAAGCCACAGCCAUGAAGAAAAGUAUGCAAAAAUCUAAGGAAAUGGAAAAUAAGAAAAUGUUAAUGAUGAGCACAAGCACAACAACAACUACAACGACGACAACAACAACAGAGCCGGCCAGCACAACAACAACAACCACAACGACCACUAGCGCACCAACUACAACAACAGAAAAACUUUUGACAACCACUGUUGAUAUACACUCAACAACUAAAGCUGAUGAAGUGACAACAGCUAACGAAGACCACACUCAUAAACAUCAUCAUUAUGAAACUCAUGCAGAAUUUGAGAGUUCCGGUGGACAUUUGACAACAGCCUCUACGUCCGCCACCAUUGGACAUCCAAUGCAUCCCCAACAGCCACGCAGCAAUGUAAUUACCGAAGAAACUCAACAUCCUCAUGCCAAAGAAUCUGCAGACAGUUCACAUUUCAUACCACCCAUGCUUAUGGUAAAAUCUCAUUAUGUGCCACCUGCAAACAAACAUGGUCACAAUGAACAUGAACAUCAUCAGCACCAUCAACAACAACAACUGCAUCAUGAGGAGGAUCAAACUCACUUAGAGACCACAACUGAAGAACAAGCUGAGACAACAAUAACCAAGCAGGAACAAAAUCAAACCUCAGAUAAUGUUAUGGCGGUGACAACUCCUAAAGUUUUGGAUUUAGAGAAAACUACAUUAAAGACUUUGGACACCUCAGUCAGUAGCAGCAGUAGUACAGAAAGCGAAAAACAAAUUGCCACAACUAGACAGGAAGAACAAAAAACAGCAGCAAUAACAACAACUACUGAAAGUGACAGCAGCAUAAAACCAAUUACAGAACAGCAAACAACGGAAGCGGAACAACGUAAAAAUUCCAAAAAUUUACAUUUCGAGGAAAUACAAACCACAAUGACCGCAACAACUAUGCAGACAGUUGCCUCUACAACUACAGCAUCAGCAAUAACUACCAACACCCAGGAUAAAAUUUCGAAUAACGAAGAAACAACUUUACCAAACAGUAGCUUUGAAGAAAUUAAUAAAAAUAAAGCUGGCCAUGAAAAAGUUGAGGAGGAGACACCACAAACAAUAUACACAGAUGGCAAAGAAACAACACAAAGCACAAGACUGGUGGCAACAACAGAAAAAUCCUUAAUAACCACAGAAAAACUUUCGGAUUUACAGACAACAGUAGACAAUAUACAAAAAAUACAAGAAAUUGAUGAUACAACAACAGCUGCAGCAGCAACAGAGACAACAAAGCAACAACAACAUGUGAUAACAAGGGAAGAAAAACUGUUGGCAAUAAAAAAUGAAGAACAUAAAGAACAUUUACAAACAAUUGCAACCACACAGAAACUAGCAACAACAGAAAGAGCUGAAGUAAUAACAACAUCAACAAUGUCAGCACAAAUGCAACAACAAAAUCCAACUACAAUAAUAACAGAAACACAAAGUUUACAAGAAACGGAAAAAAAUCUAGAAGAUGAAAAUCAAGAGAAGCAAGAAGAGGACGUCGACAAACAAAAGGACCAAGAUAAAAAGGAAACAAUUGUAAAAACAACGGAAAUACUAGUAACAUCAUUGGCAACAGCCAAAGAAGAAGAAGAUACAGCAAAAACAACAACAACACUGGCAACACCAACAACAUCAAGCUCAAGUAUAACCACAACUACAACUGUUAAACCGAUUACUACAACUACACCACAAAAUGAAGUAAAAUCAACUGAAACUUCCUUUUCCUCUACGAGCAGCAGCAUCAGCAGCACUACAACUAAUAUGCCAAUAACAACAACUACUACUAAUGGAGAGACCAGCACUACCACCAAUACAACACCCACCACAACAACAUUUUCAACAGUGGUGGCAUCAUCAACCUCACCAGCAUUAACAACUACAACAAUAGAUAACGAAGCUGAAUCAGCAACAGCCCGAGCAGAAACAUCAACAGAAACAUCAUCACCACCUGAAACUACUCGCAACUUUUUAAAAGUUACCACUGAAAUGCCAUUUAAACCAAAUCGUCGACGCUCUCUUACUAAACCGGAAACAGUAAGUUAUAUGAAAAAAAUUUUAGGUUAAGUAAUAAAAAUAACAAAAAAAAAAAAAACCCACAUACAUACACGCAUACAACAGCAAAUGUUUAUAUAGAAAAAAGAGAGAAAAAUAACAUUAAACAACAAAAACCAAUUGCAAUUUAAUACAAAAGAAAUAAAAUAAAAGAUGAAAAUAAUAGAGAAAAUAAAUACUAUUGAAAGAGCAAAAUAAGAAAGUUGUGUUUAUUUUAGCCAGAGAUUUAGGAAUGAAAGAAGAGUGCACAAUAUUAUUUAGAGAUAACAACAAAAAUUAUUAAUAUUUACUGUUAGUACAUAAAAAAGUGUUAAUUUAAGAAAGAAGGACAAAUAAAGGUAUUUGAAAUUAUAAAAACAUUAGAUCCUUGAUAUUUCAGUAGAAUAUUCUUGUCACUCAAUUUUCAAUGACAUAAUAUUUUUAUGGUAAAAUUUCAAAAAUAUUUUCACAAUAAACGAGAAUAGCUGUGUCAACAGCACCAUCUAGAGAUCAUAACUGAAGCACGAGUUUCUCACAAAGAAUAAGGUCGUUUAUUGCAGUUUUAGCUUUAAAAAUCUUUUUACCAUAAAGACUUCUAAAGACUUUUUUAUGAAAACUUUGAGAAGUUUUCAUUUAAAGUUUCUAAAAAGUUCUUUUUUAUAUAAAAAUUAAAGAAAUUUUAUUUGGUGCCACCAGCAAUUCUUAAAUAAAUAAAAGAAUUUCAUUGCGUUUUACAAUGCAAAUUAACAUCUAACAUUAAUCACUGUUCAAUUAAUGCCCAACAUUAAUUUUAUUAUAUUUGCAAAAACUUUUGAAAGGAUUAAAAAAAUCAAAUAAAAAACAAACCAGUAGAGUUUUAACAAAAAACAAAUGUAAGACGUAAAAAAUGUGUAGCAUGUAAAAAGUAACAGAAAAUAUUUACCAAAAAAAAAAAAAAAUAAUAUAAAAAACCACAAUUUGUAACAUGAAUAAUUGAAAGAAAAUAAUUAAAAUAUAAACCCACAAAACACACUCAUAUACAGUAAUAAAAAACCAUUGGUAAGUCAAUUUAUAUAGAAUAAACAUCAACAAACACACACUCAAACACAACAAAACGGAAGUUUAAACAACAGCGUUGUUUUUUCCCCUUAAAGCACAAAACAAACAACGGAAGUUAAAAAGAAACAAAAUGCCAAAUAUAAAUAAAACAACAAAAAAAUUAAAGAAUAUUAAUAAGUUAAAAAAAA
Messenger RNA from Lucilia sericata (common green bottle fly), 4682 nucleotides. Its product is annotated as mucin-5AC-like. The transcript has 7 exons. The record is from RefSeq and is a predicted model, not a curated record. NCBI's taxonomy places the organism in Eukaryota, Metazoa, Arthropoda, Insecta, Diptera, Calliphoridae. The coding region runs from base 196 to 3489 and encodes 1097 amino acids.